Molecule: messenger RNA, 716 nt
Organism: Ilex paraguariensis (yerba mate)
Lineage: Eukaryota; Viridiplantae; Streptophyta; Magnoliopsida; Aquifoliales; Aquifoliaceae
Source: the annotation of a GenBank genome assembly
GAAAACAUUCAUCAACUAAAAAAAGCCAUAAAUUCUCUCUGUGUCUCACUCUUUCAAGCGACGACGAUCCGUGACCAAAAGAAAAGUCGGAAUAAUGCCCAAGUUGAAGACAAACCGUGUCAAAUACCCUGAAGGUUGGGAGCUGAUUGAGCCUACUCUCCGUGAACUGCAAGCAAAGAUGAGAGAAGCCGAGAACGAUCGACAUGAUGGCAAAAGAAAAUGCGAGAUGUUGUGGCCUAUUUUCAAAAUAGCUCAUCAGAAGAGCCACUACUUCUUUGACCUUUACCACCGGAGGAAGGAAAUAUCCAAGGAAUUGUAUGAGUUCUGCUUGGACCAAGGCUAUGCUGAUCCCAAUCUAAUUGCUAAGUGGAAAAAGGUCUGUCUCACCUCCUUGUUUGAAAUUUCCCGCUUGGUGUUCUCUCCUUCACUUUCCUAUUUGUGUUGUUCUAAUUUGGUUUUAAACCAUAUAGGUAUUUGGGGUUUAACAACUGUAAUUUUUCUCUCCCAAGUUCAUGGUAGCAAUCCAGAAUAUUGCAAUUAAUCUGCAAAAUUUCUUGAAUUUCUGCAAGAAUGUGACAUGAAUAUGAGUGCAAUGGACGUACCCAAUGCAUGAGCUCCCGCCAUUGCGGGACUUGGGGUGGGUGAAAUGUACGCAGUCUUACCCCAAUAAGGAGAGAGGCGGUUCUGCUUUCUUAAUAAGAAGCCUGGUUAUGAAC